AUGAAUCUUACUGUGAAACUUCGUAGAAGUUUCAGAACACUGAUCAUUCUCUUAGCCACCUUCUGUUUAGUAAGCAUAGUCAUUUCUGCCUAUUACUUAUAUACAGGCUACAAACAGGAAAUGGCCAUUGUUGAAACCACUGGAGAAGCAGAAUGUGAGGACCUUAAACUUUUACCAUACAGGUCCAUGGAACUGAAAACUGCCAAACCAAUUGAUCCAUCUAAGACCGAUCCCACUGUCCUCCUGUUCGUUGAAAGCCAGUACUCCCAGCUUGGGCAAGAUAUUAUAGCCAUCCUUGAGUCUAGUAGAUUCCAGUACCAAAUGGUGAUUGCACCUGCAAAAGGUGAUAUUCCUCCUCUUACAGACAAUGGCAAAGGGAAAUAUACACUUGUUAUAUAUGAAAAUAUUUUAAAAUAUGUGUCUAUGGACUCAUGGAAUAGAGAGCUUCUGGAAAAAUACUGUGUGGAAUACAGUGUUAGCAUAAUUGGUUUUCAUAAAGCCAAUGAGAACAGCUCCCCAAGAACUAAACUAAAAGGAUUUCCUUUACACCUCUACAAUAAUGUACCCCUCAAAGACUGUUUUGUAAACCCACAGUCUCCUCUAUUGCACAUUACCAAAGCACCCAGGGUUGAGAUGGGCCCAUUGCCUGGGGAAGACUGGACUGUUUUCCAAUUUAAUCAUUCCACCUACCAACCCGUGCUUUUAACAGAAUUACAGACUUCCAGGCCUCUCCCUGCAUCAUUGCCUAACACUGCACUGUAUGCUACAGUAAUUCAAGAUUUGGGGCUUCAUGAUGGGAUUCAGAGAGUCCUUUUUGGAAAUAACUUGACCUUUUGGCUGCACAAGCUGAUCUUUAUAGAUGCCAUUUCUUUCCUAUCUGGGAAGAAGCUAACAUUGUCUUUGGAUAGAUACAUUCUUGUCGACAUAGAUGACAUCUUUGUUGGAAAGGAAGGAACAAGAAUGAAUAUCAAUGAUGUCAAGGCAUUACUAGAGUCUCAAAAUUUACUGCGCACUCAGGUUGCAAAUUUUACCUUCAACCUUGGAUUUUCAGGAAAGUUUUACCACACAGGAACGGAAGAGGAAGAUGAAGGUGAUGACCUGUUAUUGAGAUCUGUGGAUGAAUUCUGGUGGUUUCCCCAUAUGUGGAGUCACAUGCAGCCUCAUCUGUUCCACAACGAGUCUUCACUAGUGGAGCAGAUGAUUCUCAACAAGGAAUUUGCACUAGAGCAUGGUAUUCCAACUGGUAUGGGCUAUGCGGUGGCUCCGCACCAUUCUGGGGUCUACCCAGUACAUGUUCAGCUCUAUGAGGCCUGGAAGAAGGUCUGGAGUAUCAGGGUCACCAGCACAGAAGAGUAUCCCCAUCUGAAACCUGCACGACACAGACGGGGCUUCAUCCAUAAUGGCAUCAUGGUACUCCCCAGGCAAACCUGUGGCCUUUUCACUCACACAAUUUUCUACAAGGAAUAUCCUGGAGGUCCUCUAGAACUGGACAAAAGCAUCCAAGGAGGGGAACUCUUCCUCACCAUCCUCCUGAAUCCUAUCAGCAUCUUCAUGACACAUUUGUCCAACUAUGGGAAUGACCGCCUAGGGUUAUACACCUUUGUGAAUUUGGCCAACUUUGUUAAAAGUUGGACUAAUUUAAAACUACAGACUCUACCUCCAGUUCAGCUCGCUCACAAAUACUUUGAACUCUUCCCUGAACAAAAGGACCCUCUCUGGCAGAAUCCAUGUGAUGAUAAGCGACACAGGGAUAUCUGGUCAAGAGAUAAAACUUGUGACCAUCUACCAAAAUUUCUUGUGAUAGGACCCCAGAAAACUGGAACAACAGCACUUUAUUUAUUUCUUCUCAUGCAUCCUUCCAUCAUCAGUAAUCUCCCUAGUCCAAAAACAUUUGAAGAAGUUCAGUUCUUUAAUGGAAACAACUACCACAAGGGAAUUGACUGGUAUAUGGGUUUCUUCCCCAGCCCUUCCAAUGUUACAACUGACUUCUUGUUUGAGAAAAGUGCCAGCUAUUUCCAUUCAGAGGAAGCUCCCAAACGAGCAGCUUCCUUGAUCCCCAAGGCCAAAUUCAUCACCAUUCUCAUUGACCCAUCUGAUCGGGCAUAUUCCUGGUAUCAGCACCAACGAUUUCAUGAGGAUCCCACUGCUCUGAAGUUCAAUUUUUAUGAAGUCAUUACCUCAGACCAUUGGGCUCCCUCAGAAUUAAGAACUCUCCAGAAGAGAUGUUUGACCCCUGGAUGGUAUGCUACUCAUAUAGAAAGAUGGCUAACUCACUUUGCCACUUCACAGUUGCUAAUUAUUGAUGGACAGCAGCUAAGAAGUGAUCCAGCUACUGUGAUGGAUGAAGUGCAGAAAUUUCUGGGAGUCUCACCUCAUUAUAAUUACUCUGAAGCUCUAACGUUUGACCCUCAGAAAGGCUUUUGGUGUCAGCUACUAGAAGGAGGGAAGACAAAAUGCCUGGGAAAGAGCAAAGGCCAAAAAUACCCACCAAUGGAUCAAGAGUCUCGAGCUUUUCUUUCAAGCUACUACAGAGAUCACAACGUGGAAUUGUCCAAACUACUGCAUAGACUGGGACAACCUCUGCCAUCAUGGCUCAGACAGGAACUACAGAAAGUGAGAUAGCACUGAAGUUCAGGGGACCAAAGUCUUUAAUGACACUUACCUUCAGCAUAAACCCCUUUGCUUUCCCCGACUUACAUGUGAUCAUCACUGGAGGGCUUCAUAAAUAACUCUUUCUCAAAAAAAA
Molecule: messenger RNA, 2746 nt
Organism: Alligator sinensis (Chinese alligator)
Lineage: Eukaryota; Metazoa; Chordata; Crocodylia; Alligatoridae
Product: bifunctional heparan sulfate N-deacetylase/N-sulfotransferase 4
Exons: 13
Coding region: 1-2622 (873 amino acids)
Cellular component (GO): Golgi apparatus
Molecular function (GO): deacetylase activity; heparan sulfate N-sulfotransferase activity
Source: RefSeq, a predicted model, not a curated record